Molecule: messenger RNA, 531 nt
Organism: Stegodyphus dumicola
Lineage: Eukaryota; Metazoa; Arthropoda; Arachnida; Araneae; Eresidae
Product: histone H4
Cellular component (GO): nucleosome
Molecular function (GO): DNA binding; structural constituent of chromatin; protein heterodimerization activity
Source: RefSeq, a predicted model, not a curated record
AAUGACAUUAAUUGUUUGUAAUUCUAUCACUCUCCUAAUAAUUUCUCCUUAUUGGUCGGACAGACACUAAUUUCGUCACGUGACAAAAAGCAUAAAAAUGCGCGCGUCUGUGGUUCCCGCAGUAUAUCUGAAUUUACUCUUGAAAGUUACGUUCGUAGAAUUUGACCUAGCAGAAAAUGUCUGGCCGUGGGAAAGGUGGUAAAGGUCUUGGCAAAGGGGGUGCAAAAAGGCAUCGCAAAGUGUUAAGAGAUAACAUCCAAGGAAUCACCAAACCUGCAAUUAGGCGUUUGGCAAGACGUGGCGGUGUAAAGCGUAUCUCGGGCCUCAUCUAUGAGGAGACAAGAGGAGUACUUAAAGUUUUCUUGGAAAAUGUUAUUCGAGAUGCAGUUACCUAUACUGAGCAUGCAAAAAGGAAAACUGUCACUGCCAUGGAUGUCGUUUAUGCGUUAAAGAGACAGGGACGUACACUUUACGGAUUUGGUGGUUAGAGACCUCUACUUUCCCCACACCCUGCUCUUUAAAAAAAAAAAA